Molecule: messenger RNA, 1918 nt
Organism: Sclerotinia trifoliorum
Lineage: Eukaryota; Fungi; Ascomycota; Leotiomycetes; Helotiales; Sclerotiniaceae
Source: the annotation of a GenBank genome assembly
GGUUUUUCUUUACUAUUUACUCGGGUCUUUACUUGUUUUUAAUUUCCAAAUAAAGGAAGAAAGAAAAAUGAGAAGGAACAAUUCGAUUGUCUAAGACUGGAAUCUUGUUUGAAGCUAGGUUGUGCGUGGUUUCAAUGGUAGACAAUCAAGCUCGUGGUUUCAAUGGUAGACAAUCAAGCUCGUUGAUAUCGAUUUCCUUAUCCUUAUCGUCGUCAUCAUCAUCAUCAUUCCUAACAUCUAGCACAUCAACACCUACCUAGUAUAUUCUACUCAGCCCCCACAACAUCUCUUAAAUACGAAAAUGGUAGUCUUUGUCGAUUAUGAAGAUGAUUCGGAACCUCCAGAGCAAAAUGUAACUGGAUUGCAUCAUUUACAGAAUGGAACAAACGGAUUUCAGAAACCAGUUUGGGGCGGUUUUGGGGACACGAACAAGGGGGCAAAUAUACGCGGAUUAAUGUUGGAGGAUGGUAGGGAGAAUCCGAAUAAAAAUGCAAUUGCAGAAGCAUUGGGUUGUUAUCCGUAAGUUGCAUCUAUAUUAUAACUACCUAAUAGUUAUAUUUAUUCUCGUCUCGCACAACCAGGGCACAACCAGGGCACAGGCUAAUCCCGUUUUCAUAGUAUCAUAUCAGCAAUAGGAUCUCAUAUCGAUCUCAACACCCUCGAUGCACUCUCCCGCACAUGUCGUCAAAUCCGCGUCAAUCUCCUACAAUUCCGCUCAAAACUUCUUACAUCUACACUCCACUGCGAAAAUGAGGAGUUAGAACUCGACCCUGAACAUACAUUUCGCUAUCGGGCACGAGCCGCAGAUUAUUAUUUUGUUGAAAGCGGACGGGAUGCACACGGGAGUGGAAAAGUGGGAGAUUGCGCCAGAGAUUUGGUAGGAGAGUGCAGGAAAUGCGGAAGGGUGGUUUGUAGGGUAUGCGUUCUUCCCGAAGAGAUUUUGGAUGUGUAUUUUCAUAUGUUGGAUAUUGAUUGGUUUUGUUAUCACUUAGUGAGUUGUAUAGAGGCUGAUUCUAUGAAAACAGAAUUGCACUAUCAAACCACCUGGUCCUGUUCUCCUACGGCAUCGUCAUCGGCGCAUAUGCAAAAUGUGCUCGAAGGCUCCUCUUGCCUCUCUAGUCGCUACCUCUUCAUCGCCUUGUUCGUCGCCUUCUUCCUCAAUUACUCAUGAUCAUACGCCUGCAUUAUUACCAGAAACAAUCAAAGAAUCUCUAUGUAGUUGUCCAACGGCAGUCUGGCUCUGUCAACCCUGUGGUCGCUCUCUGCGCUCUACCGACCAAGAAUACGAAGGUAUCUGGAAAUGGCGCACACGCUAUCUACCUUCUCUUGGAGGUCUCGGCGUCGGCAUCGGAGAAGGAAACCGCGGUGUCCCUUGCGGUCGCGGUAGCUCCUGUCUAGCCGCCAUAGAAGUAGAACAAGAAACCGACUGUGACGCCGAAGAUGCCCGAGAAUUUGAAGAAAACAGUCGAGCCGGGAGUCCGGCUUCUAGUCCUGGAAAUAGUAUAUUUGGAGGUGCGAGCCCUAAUACUAGUGAGAGGAAUUUAAGUCUAGGUCCUGGAUAUGCUAGGCAUGAAAUUGAAGGGAUAGGAGGCGUCGUUAAGAAGAAGAGGGUGAAGAUGGUGAAGGUCGGGGCUUGUGUGCCGGAAUUUGGGGAUGAGAAGGCGGAGGGGAGAUAUUUGGUUAGGGAGAUGGAAGGAAGGGCGAGGAGUUGGUGUGGUUGGUGUCAUAGGGUUGUUAAGGGAGGUGAUGAUGUUAUUUAGUGGGUUUAGCGAGUAAUUUGAGGAGUCUGUGUGGUGAAGGGAAAAUAAAUGGAAAUGAGGAUACCAAUACUGAGAAUGCAGGUCUAGGUAGGCAUGGUGAUAGGUUAGUAUAAAAUGCAUAGAAAUUAGGAAAUGAAAACACAAGUAGAUAUAUAUCC